AUGCCGGGCGACGUCCCGGUCUUCGCGCCUUCCGGGGAGUCGGACUUCCGCAUCUACCACAACAGCAUGGACCUGUCGCGCGAGACGCUGCGAUUGCACUUCGCCAAGUUUGGCAAAGUCCUCGACGUGUACGUCCCUCGAGAUCCGCAGACGGGACAGCCGCGCUCGUACGGGUUCACGACGUUCCAUGACGAAGAGGGGAUGGAGAAAGCGCUCGCGCACGCGGCCACGCACGACAUCACCGGCGUGAAAGUCCCGGUGAGCUACGCGGGGAGGAAACCGAGGCAACCCGACGGCGGGGGCGGCGGCGGGGACGGCGACGGAAGGGGGAGUCACGGAAGCGCCCCCUCGUCGUCGACGGGCGCGGCAGAGCGCGAGCGCAAGGGCGCGGGUCCGCGCGUGUACGUCGGCGGGAUCGACAACGCCUACCCGGGGCACAGCGUCGACGGGAUCAAGGCGCACUUCGGUAAGCACGGCGUCGUGACGGACGUGUACGUGCCGAAGCAUCGAAUCACGGGCGAGAAGCAGCCGUAUUGUUUCGUGACGUUCGCCGCCGCGGAGGGCGCUCAGAAGGCCAAGGCGGCGUUCGAAAGGGGGGAGAGAAACGUCGCGGGGAAAGAGAUCGAAGCGGUCAACGACGCGCCGGAUAGGAACGCGCACUACGGCCGCGAUGGCGGCGGAGGGGGGGGAGGAGCGCCGGGCCCGGGCCCGGGCCCGCCGCGGCAUCAUCCGCAGCCGCCGCCGCCGCGGCAUCAUCCGCAGCCGCCGCAAUACGAGUACGUGCUCGUGCCCGUGGGUUCUUCCGCGGCGCCGGGUCCGGGUCCGGGGCCGCAGAUGACGCCGGCGCCGGGGGCGGGGCCGCAGAGGCCGCCGACGACCGCGCCGCCGCCGAUGCCGUAUCACCACCCGCACCAGCCGCCGCACGCGCCCGCGCGCCCGCCGCCGCCGGGUCCGAUGAUGAUGAUGAUGAUACCGGCGCCGGCGCCGGCGCCUCCCGGGGCGUAUCAUCAACCGACGGGGGGGGCGCCGCAGAUGACGCCGUAUCGUCACCCGCACCCGGCGGCGCCGCAGCCGCAUCGGCAGCCGCAUCGGCAGCCGUACUCGGCGGCGGCGCCGCCGGGGGGGUCGGCGCCGAGAGGCGGCGACCGCGGCGGGGGGCAACACCGCAGGCACGCGCCGUAUUCUGGACGCCCUGAACGAUCGGGCGAACCUAGAAAGUAG
Micromonas pusilla CCMP1545 is the source of this 1221-nucleotide messenger RNA. RefSeq lists its product as uncharacterized. The record is from RefSeq and is a predicted model, not a curated record. NCBI's taxonomy places the organism in Eukaryota, Viridiplantae, Chlorophyta, Mamiellophyceae, Mamiellales, Mamiellaceae. Gene Ontology annotation, molecular function: RNA binding. Bases 1 to 1221 code for a protein of 406 amino acids. The transcript is spliced from 2 exons.